AUGAACAAAAUAGCUUGCUUUAACGGAUCAAGGUUUUUUGGGUGUGAAGUGUUCCAACCGGGCUCACGAACAGAUGAUCCCGAUGCAUUGCUGUUCUUUGUUCCCUAUUUAGACAAGCUCCCUUUACCAAGGAACCGUACAAAUAUUUGGGGCAUCCUACACAAUGAAUCGCCUACGACUAAAGUAUUGUUCAUGUAUGAAGAGACUCUGAAUUUGUUCAACUUCUCGGCAACAGUUAGCAGAUACAGUGACGUGCCUUUACCAUUGAUGCCUUUGAGAGGAUUAGAAUAUGUAACAAGUGCACGAUACUUUGUAAGCACGUCAAUGAAAAAUUAUAUGCUUACUGAGUUUGCUCCCGUGAUGUACUUACAGUCGAAUUGUGAUACUUCCACUGAAAGAGAUGCGUAUGUAGAGGAGCUCAUGAAGUACAUCCAAAUAGAUUCCUAUGGUUAUUGCCUCAAUAACAAGGAGUUAUCUUGGAUUAAACGUGGAACUUCGUAUGAUAUUUAUGAUGACAAGCUGAUGAAUUUCAUAGCAAAGUAUAAGUUUGUAGUGGCUAUUGAGAAUGGAGUCUGCAAUGAUUACAUUUCGGAGAAGUUAUGGCGUGCGAUAGAAGUGGGCGUGGUGCCGAUCUACUACGGCUCACCGCUGAUCAGGGACUGGCUGCCGAACAACAAGUCAGCCAUACUGCUGGAAGACUAUCCUACCCCGAAACUGCUCAGCCAACAUCUGCACUACCUUCUGCAAAACGACACAGCUUACGAAGAAUAUCUCGAGCACAAAACUAAGAAACUCAUUUCCAACGAGAAGCUAAUCGAAGAAUUAACAGCCAGACCAUAUCAAACUGACUUUGAAGCAGCGACUAAUAAGUUCGAAUGUUUUAUUUGCGAGAAGCUUCACACCAAAGACAGUAAUAGUGUCAAUAUAGUUACAAAGAAACACUACAACUGUCCUUUACCCUCUUCAGCAUUGACACUUGCUGUCAAUCCAGCAAAUGAUUGGCUGCAACGCCUUGACGAAGCUAAAGCGGUUAUCGAUGAACUUUAUGAAGACAUCAGAAAGGCCUAUGUCAACACAGUUGACCAAAAGCGCUUCGCGAUAAACCUGCAAAUCGGUCCGGAAACGGACCCUCGGGACGACAUAGCCCUCCACGUUAAUUUUAACUUCGCAGAAAUGCAUGUGAUCCGCAACUCUCUUGAAGGGGGAGAGUGGGGUAUGUGUGAAAGCUACGGAGGCAUGCCUUUAGAACAAGGAGCCCCCUUCGACAUAACGAUAGUGUGCGAGAUUGAAUGCUUCAGAGUGGAGUGCAACGGUUACCAUUUCUGCGAUUUCGUGCACCGAGUGCCGGGGCUUAUCGGCUACAUAGCGAUAGACGGCGACGUGGUGAUUCACAUGUUUGGCGUAGACAACUUGGACCACCCCGCCUCCGGUGCCACUACCGAUCCGGCGGGCUAUCCGGUGUGUCCAAACAUCGAGCGGCAAUCGAGCGCGGCUGCCGCGCGCGGCCCGCCGCGCUCUGUUUAG
Pectinophora gossypiella (pink bollworm) is the source of this 1524-nucleotide messenger RNA. Its product is annotated as alpha-(1,3)-fucosyltransferase 10-like. Lineage: Eukaryota; Metazoa; Arthropoda; Insecta; Lepidoptera; Gelechiidae. The transcript is spliced from 5 exons. Gene Ontology annotation, molecular function: alpha-(1->3)-fucosyltransferase activity; carbohydrate binding. The record is from RefSeq and is a predicted model, not a curated record. Bases 1 to 1524 code for a protein of 507 amino acids. Gene Ontology annotation, cellular component: membrane.